UAGCGUAUAUCGCUGUGUUGUGUGGUUUCUGCCGGAAGUGUUUGGAUUGUUAUGUUCCACAUCACUUGUAGGAGUUGUGGUAGUUGUAGGGUUAACUGAGUUACUAUGGCAGGGGGAAGUGUGUGGAUAGAAAAGCUAGAAGAUAUUGCUGAUCAGACAUUAAGGCUAUUGAAACAUGUUUUGCCAACAACUGCAAGAUUAUGUCUUAUUUCAACGUUCCUGGAAGAUGGGAUUCGAAUGUACGUGCAGUGGUCAGAACAGCAAGAGUACAUGGACAUGUCGUGGGGUUGUGGAAGAUUUUUAGCAGCAAUGUUUGUGCUGGUAAACUUGAUUGGACAGUUGGGGGGAUGCAUAAUGGUCUUAAGCAGACAACGCGUACCGGUAGCUUGUUCCAUACUGCUGUUUAUUGUCGUUUUACAGACUUUUGCAUACAACAUCUUGUGGGACAUGCAUUUUCUUUUGCGCAACUUGGCAUUGAUUGGUGCACUUGCAUUACUUCUGGCUGAAAGCAGAAAUGAAGCAAAAACUUUAUUUGCUGGUGUUCCAACACUUGGUGACAAUAAACCAAAAAAUAUUUUACAACUUACUGGAAGGGUUUUACUUGCUUUCAUGUAUAUCACGCUCCUUCGGUUUGAACCAUCUGUUAUGCAGAUUAUUCAAGAUCUCCUUGGAACAAUUUUGAUAGUGCUGGUAACACUUGGCUACAAAACUAAAUUGAGUGCACUUAGUCUUGUAAUUCUCCUUUUUGGUUUAAAUUUCUACCAUAAUGCUUGGUGGAACAUUCCUACACACAAGCCAUUGAGGGAUUUCCUGAAAUAUGACUUCUUUCAGACCUUGUCUGUGAUUGGUGGACUGCUGAUGAUAGUUUCGUUGGGGCCGGGUGGUGUUUCGAUGGAUGAACAUAAAAAGAAGUGGUGAAAAUGUGACUUUACAGGAAGGAAAAUAAAGCAGGUAAUGGAAUUGUGGUUUUUAUUUGUACAGGAGUCGAUUCAGCUGAUUGUUUAGUGGUGGUUGUGAAAAAAAAAUUGUGUGUGUAAAACAGGUAGUAAAAUGCAUUUGUCAUAAGAAGUAGGUUUUAACAUGACAAGUUUGCAUUUCAACAUCCUUAAGUUUGUAAUGUCAAAAUAAUGAUUCACUGCAGAGCAAUUACAGUGGCACUUUUUUUUUUUUUUUGCAUGGAGUGCAUGUCUUUCAGUAAAUGACCAUGGCAUGUUAUUUGAAAUAACAUGCAUGGUGGUACAUUUGUGUUAACAGUGUGAUUGUUUCACUUUUGUGUACAUUGCAGUAAAACUUUCAUUGUGCUAGACCCUAGUGUUUUAUAAACUGUUCAUGGCUCAUACCAAUUAAAGUACUGAAAGAUGCCUGGUUAGCCCCAAUACAACAUACAGUUUUAAUCUGCCUGGAUUUUGAAGUGGAAAAAGUGGAGUUGCCAUGACAGAAAUAGAGAAUGAUGAACCAGAUUGUCCAAAAAUUACAUUUUGUAUGAACUCAAGAGUAUGAUCAUGAGAAUGUAAGGCAUAGAUUUAUGCCUAUUAUGAGAGGCUUAGUGCUGAUCUGUUAUCACAUGGAACUCCUAUGAAACAAAUACAAUACAGUGUUUGAAUCUAGUUCCUUUACUUCCAUUUAAAAUUGUGGACUGUUAUUAAAGUGUGUAUUUACUCUGCCCUGUGUGUGUGUGUGUGUGUGUGUGUGUGUGUGUGUGUGUGUGUGUGUGUGUGUCAGUUGCUUUUCACCAGUUGGUAUAAGGUUUUCUUUUUUUAAAAAGUUAGAAAUUUCAAAUCUGCAGUCACUUAUUUCCACCAGUGCACCAUAUCUGACAAAACUGUAGCUCCAAAAUAAGUACUUAAUUUGGUUACCUUGCAAGAUUUUUGGAAAACCUUUCUUCAUAAUGCCAGGGCCAGUGCUCUCUACAGUGUUCAUUACACAUGCAUUUAAAAAGAAAAUGCAAGGUUUGUUGCAUAAUACAUGUAAAAUAUUUCUACACUAACUUUUAUGCAUCAGUCGAAAGUUUUGCUAUUUUUAAUGGUUUAUUUUAUCCCUGAU
This is a messenger RNA of Schistocerca cancellata (South American locust), 2043 nucleotides long. RefSeq names its product surfeit locus protein 4 homolog (gene Surf4). The record is from RefSeq and is a predicted model, not a curated record. The coding region runs from base 106 to 918 and encodes 270 amino acids. Lineage: Eukaryota; Metazoa; Arthropoda; Insecta; Orthoptera; Acrididae. Gene Ontology annotation, cellular component: membrane; endoplasmic reticulum-Golgi intermediate compartment; endoplasmic reticulum. Gene Ontology annotation, biological process: Golgi organization. The transcript has 7 exons.